This is a messenger RNA of Linum trigynum, 564 nucleotides long. The record is from the annotation of a GenBank genome assembly. Lineage: Eukaryota; Viridiplantae; Streptophyta; Magnoliopsida; Malpighiales; Linaceae.
AUGGCUAAAGCCGUGCUAGAGGCUAGCCUGGCCAACCAGAGGGUGUCGGAGAUGCAUAGGCAAUUGGAACAAUACGAAGAUUGGAGUGGUUGUGAAAUAUCUAGAGAGGAUGGCCGAGAGAAUUCACAGGAUUUGGUGUGCCGACGGCGAUGGGAAAAUGACCACGCCUCGUCUGGGAAUGACUGGACGAUGAACCGAUCCGCAAGCAGGAUCGGAAAGAGGAAGCUUUCAUUACUCCUCACUAGUGAAGUCGCACCGGGUUUAAUUAAAUCCAAAAGUUUGCGCACAUCGCGAAAGGAAGGCUGGCGAUUCCGGCUCACUUCGUCGAUUGAAAUUGAACAGGAUGAUCUGGAAAAAAGCACGAUCCCUGUGGCACAAAAUGGCCUUUUAAGCAAGGAUCUUUCGCAAGACGUCCGAAGUGGGUUAAUUGAAGGUCUUGUUUCUAUUCCGACCGCUGAAUUUGAUUCACCGAAGGAGGUGGCUCCUAUGGGCGCACAAUUGUACGUCGAUUUUUGGGUGGUGGCCGCCGGAAACGGCUCCUCUUUUCGACAAGUUCGAGCUUGA